Molecule: messenger RNA, 3596 nt
Organism: Phaethon lepturus (White-tailed tropicbird)
Lineage: Eukaryota; Metazoa; Chordata; Aves; Phaethontiformes; Phaethontidae
Gene: TMPRSS9
Product: transmembrane protease, serine 9
Exons: 19
Biological process (GO): proteolysis
Molecular function (GO): protein binding; serine-type endopeptidase activity
Source: RefSeq, a predicted model, not a curated record
AUGGACCAGAUAAAGCCAGUGCUAGGCACCCAGAGAAGGGGACUGAGGGCCAGCUGCUGGAAAGUAACGGUUGCUGCUGCUGUGGUGGGCAGCGUGACAGCCCUCUACCUGGGGAUCCUGCUGGCCUGUCAUCCCACGGGAGAGACCAGCUUUGAGCACACAGUGGAACUGCAAGGAAUCACAUUCAACAGCAGCUUACAGAUGGAGAACUCGGACUACUACAGGGUGCUGACACCUGCUCUUGAGAAGCUGUUUCUGUCCAGUUUCCAGGACUCCCAGCUGUACUGGAGCUGCACUGGUUGCACCAUCCUGGGCUACAGGAAUUGAAACUCAAGUGUGAUUGUUCGUUUCCGCCUCCGCUUCGCCCCCCAGGAUUCCCAGCCCCUGAGCUCUACCAUGGAGGAGGAAGCGCUCAGACACGGGCUGGCAGCUGCCCUGCAGGAGCAGGGUCUCUCGCUGGCUGCCUAUGGGACUAUAUCCUCAGUGUCUCUUACAGGUCCCAGUGAGGUUUCUCCCCACAGACCUGGACUGAAAUCAGGGAGCUGCCCUGGAGGCACGUUCACUUGCCUCAACAUCCAGUGUGUGUGGAAAGAAAACCCUGAAUGUGACGGCCAAAAAGACUGUGCUGAUGCCUCUGAUGAAAGGGGCUGUGACUGUGGGAGCCGCCCUGCCAUGCAGACUGCCACCAGGAUAGUCGGAGGCUCAGAGGCAUCCAGAGGGGAGUUCCCGUGGCAAGUCAGCCUGCGAGAGAACAAUGAGCACUUCUGCGGCGCUGCAGUCCUCACAGAGAAGUGGCUGGUGUCUGCCGCUCACUGCUUUACUGAGUUUCAGGACCCAGCCAUGUGGGCAGCUUACACAGGGACCACCUCCCUCAGAGGCUCGGACAGCAGUGCAGUGAAAAUGGGCAUUGCGCGGAUCAUCCUGCACCCCUCCUACAACGCUGACACAGCUGACUAUGAUGUGGCUGUGCUGGAGCUGAAGAGACCUGUGGCCUUCACUAAGUACAUCCAGCCUGUGUGCCUGCCAGACGCUGGGCAUCACUUCCCCACCAGCAAGAAGUGCCUUAUCUCCGGCUGGGGCUACCUCAAGGAGGAUUUCUUGGUGAAACCUGAGUUCCUGCAGAAAGCAACAGUGGAGCUGCUGGAUCAGACACUGUGCUCCAGCCUCUACAGCCACGUCCUCACAGACAGGAUGCUGUGUGCUGGCUACCUAGAGGGGAAAAUCGACUCCUGCCAGGGUGACUCUGGUGGGCCUCUGGUUUGCGAAGAACCAUCUGGCAAGUUUUUCCUGGCAGGAAUUGUGAGUUGGGGAAUUGGAUGUGCUGAAGCCAGGCGUCCUGGGGUUUACACACGUGUUACCAAGCUCAGAGACUGGAUCUUGGAUGCUAUUUCUGCCUUCCCCACCUCCAUAGCCCAUACUGUCCCUCCAGUACACUCCAGUACUAAUAGUAACGUGGUCAGCUCUGAAGAGCUCAACACCACCACCACCACCAGAGCAAUCCCCACCAUUUCACCAGCCCCAGCUGCCAGCAAGCCAGUGACUGCAUCGAGACCACAAGAGUGUGGAGGACGACCCGGGUUCUCUAAAUCCAGCAAGAUUGUGGGAGGAACAGAUGCUUCCAGAGGAGAGAUCCCCUGGCAAGUCAGCCUGAAAGAAGACUCAAGGCAUUUCUGUGGAGCCACCAUAAUUGGGGACCGCUGGCUGCUGUCGGCAGCUCACUGCUUCAAUGAGACAAAUCCAGAAGAGAUCAAAGCCUACGUGGGCACAACAUCACUAAAUGGAACAGAUGGGAAUGCAGUGAAAGUCAAUGUAACAAGAGUGAUCCAACAUCCCCUGUUCAACCCUAUUAUCCUGGACUUUGAUGUGGCUGUACUUGAACUGGCAAGACCUCUUCUCUUCAACAAAUACAUCCAGCCCAUCUGUCUCCCACUUGCUGUGCAGAAGUUUCCUGUUGGCAAGAAAUGCAUCAUUUCUGGGUGGGGUAACCUCCAAGAAGGGAACGUCACCAAGCCUGAGAUCCUGCAGAAAGCCUCUGUGGGCAUCAUAGACCAGAAGACCUGCAACUUCCUCUAUAACUUCUCCCUCACUGACAGCAUGAUCUGUGCUGGCUUCCUGGAGGGGAAGAUAGACUCAUGCCAGGGAGAUUCAGGUGGACCCUUGGCCUGUGAGGUGACCCCGGGAGUGUUUUAUCUGGCUGGCAUCGUGAGUUGGGGAAUUGGUUGUGCGCAGGCUACAAAACCUGGUGUGUACUCCAGAAUUACCAAACUCAAAGACUGGAUCCUGGAUACCAUCUCACAGUUGCCCAGCCCUGGCACAGGCAGCCCUUCCAGUUCAGCCAUCACUAGAACUUCUACUAGCACCAUCCUCACCCACCAGCCCAGCGCAACAGCUGCAAGUCCAAUCAACAGAACCACCAUGGGGAUGAAGAUGACCACAACCAUGAAAGAAAUCUCCACAGCCCUGAAAACCACUGAACCUUCCAAGCCCACCCAAACCCCAGUGGUGCCUUGUACCAGCCUCACCUUCAAGUGUUCCAGCAAGGUCUGCAUUGGAAAAGAAAAUCCCAAAUGUGAUGGCAUUGUUGACUGCAGCAACGGCUUUGACGAGCGCAACUGCGACUGUGGCUUAACAACUGCUCUGGCCUUCAGCAAGAUCGUGGGUGGCAGCACUGCGGCUCAGGGGGAAUGGCCUUGGCAAGUCAGUCUCUGGCUUCGGCGGAAGGAGCACAAGUGUGGGGCUGUCCUCAUUGCUGACCGGUGGCUGCUCUCUGCAGCUCACUGCUUUGAUAUUUACAGUGACCCUGAAAUGUGGGUGGCCUUUCUAGGAACACCCUUCCUGAGUGGCAUCGAUGGCAAAAUGGAGAAAAUAUUCCGUAUCUACAAGCACCCUUUUUACAACAUCUACAGCCUGGACUAUGAUGUGGCACUGCUAGAGCUGAACAUGCCUGUCAGGUUCAGCAACACCAUCAAACCUAUAUGUCUCCCAGACAAUUCACACAUCUUCCAUGAAGGAGCCAGAUGCUUCAUCACAGGCUGGGGCUCCACAAAGGAAGGAGGUGUCAUGUCAAAGCAUCUGCAAAAAGCAGCAGUGAACAUGAUUGGAGACCAGGCCUGCAAAAAGUUCUACCCUGUCCAGAUCAGCAGCAGGAUGGUGUGUGCCGGUUUCCCACAGGGCACCGUCGACAGUUGUUCAGGUGAUGCAGGUGGGCCACUGGCAUGUAAAGAACCCUCAGGGAAGUGGUUUCUAGCAGGAAUCACAAGCUGGGGCUAUGGCUGUGCCAGGCCAUAUUUCCCUGGUGUCUACACCAAAGUCACAGCUGUCCAGGGCUGGAUUGCGCAGAACCUCAAGCUCUGAAGCUGCAUUUCACCCCUCAGGGAAGGCGACAAAUGAGAGGAGUAAUUGCCAGAGGAUGCACUAACCACACCCUCAGCUAUUGUACAUUUUUUUUGAUGCUGCAAAGUGGUGAAGAUGGUGUGCAGGUAUUAAGCAAAUGCCAGUGUUGUGUGAUCCACUGCAGUUGUGACACCAGGGCAUUUGACAACUGCUUUGCAUACAAGACUAGAUAUUUUCUAUAAAUAAAUGAGGCCUGUCCCAUC